CAUAUCCCUAAACACGUUCGAGAGGUUUUCGUGGUUCCUACUAAAUAAAUUGUGAAAUCCAGGGAAUUUAAGCGAAAAUCCCUCCCAAUUUUUCGCAUAAUUUCAAGUGGAAAGUGCCAAGCAAUGAAGUGAUAUACGAAAACUAUUGAAAAACUACAGGAAUAUAUCGAGAAAAUUAUGUUUUCUCGAUGAGACAUGCAAAGACAAGUGGACAACAACAGCAAACAGACGACAAAGAAGAAAGUAUACGAAGAAUGUAUGCAAUGUAAUGUGUGUGCGUGUGUGAAAAGCAGUCAGUGAAGUGAACAGAGAAUAACAAAAACAAAACUUCAGAGUGCAUGGAAAAAGUGAAGUAAAGCGCAAUUUUGGAUAUAAAAAAGAAAAACUGAUGUCUGAUUAUUAGUGAAAAUUUAUUUUGUUUAUGGGCCAACAAAUCUAAAUACAAUAUCAAUCUAGUAGCUGCAUACAUAUCGAUGGGCUAUUGUGAGUGAAUAGUGUACAGGGAAAAGCAGCACAACCAUAUAUACAUCUAUCGCAAUCAGUCAGCUAGUCAUCCAGUCAAAUUGAGAAUGACAACCAUAAGAGAAAUGCAAAAAAAUCCCAUUGACUAUUGUGAAUGAAUGCAUAGACCAAUAACAUUGGUGGUGGAGAGUAUUGUGAGAAGAGAGCUGAGAAUUGACCACACUGUGGUUUGUGUUUUGUUAUUUUCACCACAGUCUACAAUUAAAUGUUUGCAUAGACGGCGGUGUAAAUUGGAACAUGCAUAGAAAUUGCCAAAAUUCCGGGCUUAUUUACAAAUUGUUCGCCCUGUAAUUUGUGACAUACUAAUGUUGAGUGCCGGUUUCAUAUUGGGAUCAUAAAAAAUGUGAAAAUUUCCCAAAGAAGUGAAUAAAUUUCAAAAGAAAAAAAAAACAACACAGAAAUCCCAUUAGAAGAAGAAGACUCGGUCAUUGUCUAUUUUAUUUCUUGUUGUUUCUCUCGUUCUUUAGUGACCGCCGUUCUUCAAGUGCCGCUCGUUUGUAUAUGGCUAUCCAUCCAAUAGUAGCUACGCGUGUGUGUGUUUGUGUUUACUCACCUUUUUGUGUUCGUUUUUCCGUUCGUCAUCAUCGUCUAUUGUGUGUACGGCGGCGGCGGCGGGUUUCUUCUUCUUCUUGAACUGUAUAUGUAUGUGUCCGAUACUCAACUCACCGUGUUUAAUUACCUUAGUGCGUCGACGUCGGCUUUUUGUUGUCUAAGCACAGAUUUUUGCGGGUAUACUUAAAAUAAGAAAUAACAUCUCGGGCUCCCCCCACCUACAAAAAAAGGAUACUUAUUUGGUCCCUCAAUUGGUGAAAGAAAAAAUGCAAUAGUUUAUUCAGUAUCCCUUUGUGCAACCAAACAGUGCCGUCUACCGACCGAGAGUGUAAAACAAAUUGUAAAUAAAAUGAAAUAUUUUCGGUUGGAUGUGAAUUUUGCCGCCUUUGUUUAUCGCCGCAAGCCCAAGGAGGAGAAUGCAUCAAAAACUAUUUUGUAAACUAAAUCUCCGAUUUGUGGCGAGUUCAAAUUCGGAGUUGAACCAAAUUAACUUAAUUUUCAAUACCAAACAAAAAUCGUCAUCAUUAUUGUCCCCACCACCUGCUCCAGAAAAAGUUUUAUUAGCAACGAUAGCAAAAACUACAGCAGAUAUAUCUGCACAUUUUCAACAACAAAAACACCUACAACAAUAGUUUUCUGGGAUUAUUCAAGUAGCUGACCUCUCCAAGAGAAAGAAAACAUUGCCAAUGAGUCGACGACAGUCACUGGAUCGGCCAGGAAUAUUGUCUCCUCCGGGUCCGUUUCUAACGCCCAGUCCAUCACCAUCGAUCUCAGCUAGUCCACGUUUGCAACCGUCACCAUCGUUAUCACCAUUUCCCCAGGAUGUACUUCUAGUAACGGGCAAUCCGUUAGCCAAUGCCAAUACACAUGAACAGGAGCGUAAAGCUGUCACACCCGGUCGACGGCAAUCCAUACAUCAAUUUACGAAUGGUAGUCCCAAUGCUGGCACCGUGGUCUUCCAACCCAGUCCAUCACAAUCGCCUGCCGCAGCAACCAGUGUCAUUGGUAUAACAGCCAAUGCCGCUGGUGGUCUCAAUUUAGUGGGUAAUUUUCAAAAUGUGGCCACAACAACAGCAACAACAACAGGAAACGAUUUGAAUGCCACGCUGGUCGGUUCCAAUAACAUUCAAUUAAACAAGAAGGGCAAUAAGCGUCAACAACAUCAGCAACAGCAGCAACAACAACAUCACCAAAUAUUUAGUUCCUCCAAUAGCCACUAUACAAACAGCAACGCAACCACCACCAACACUACUAACCCCCCACACCCAUCAUCGAUCGCCGCAGCAGCAUCAUCAUCUGUUACUUCGGCUUCAUCGACUACUGCGACUAUAGCAGGCGGCUAUGGGCAAUCACAUGCAACAACGAUCAACAAUACACCGAAUACGUUUGCGACAACAAAUGUGGCUUGUUCGCCAAAAAAUCAAACGAAAAAAGGUGUUAACGCAACUAACCCAAACAGCACCGCAACAUCAUCGUCGUCCGCAGUUUUGCCCAUAAGUCAACAGCAGCAUCAACAAUUUCAACAAUAUCACAGCGGUAGUCCUUUAAUUGCCGACAGCCCCUCACCGAGUCCCAGCGGCACAACAAUAACCGCUGCCUCUAUCAAACCACCCACACCACAGCCACCGACAAUGCAAAUGUUACAACAACAAUUCACAAUAGCCAGCAAUGGCAAUGGCGGUCCCGGUACUGGUCCCCAGCAGACCUUUCAACUUAUUCAGGGUCCUCAGGGACAAAUUAUUGCGGCUGCCACAUCUACGCCUCAACACCAGCAACAAGCCAGAUUUACUACAACGCCCACGGGGAACCUAACAACGACAACAACGGGAGGAUUAACAUCGGCAACAGUGUUAGGCAAUGGCAAAGGUAAUAAAUUGCCCCAACAAAUACUGCCAAAGCCCCUGCAACAACAACAGCAACAACAAAUACUUAUUGACACACAAAAACACAAGCAGGGAAAUUCGGCGGGCCCUAAUCCGACACCGCCCCCAUCACAAACAGUUACCUCUAAUCCUACAUCGUCAAGCAAUUUGUCUCAACAACAGCAACAAACAUCAUUAACACAGAUCUCACAAUCAGCUCAGCCGGGCCAACAACAAAUCAUUUUACCCUCCGGUGCCACAGCUAGUCUUACAACCACCGCCGGCCAGCAACCGCAAUUGCUUUUGAACCAGGUACCUAUGUUGGUACAACAAAAUGCACCCCAAGGCGUACAGUUGAUACUGAGGCCACCAACCCCCCAAUUGACCGCCACGCCUUCUUUGGUCAUACAAAAUGCCCGGCCUCAACCCCAGUUGCAGCAACAACAGCCCCAACAGGUGUUAAGAAUAUUGGGUCACAAUGGUGCUACAAUGCAGCUGGCUGCGGCCACACCUACUUUUAUUGUUUCUUCUCAGGCAAAUCUCAUACAACAGGCCAAUCACUUACAGGCCAUCAAGACACAGCCCCAAAACUCAGCUAUCACACAGCUGAGCGGUUUGCAUGCAGCACUCUCAGCAGCAGCAGCUGCUAACCAACAACCCAGAUCUCAGCAAUUUACCACGACCGCGGCCACCAUCAAUGGUCAUUUGUUGGGUCCAUCCAUGGCAGCUCAACUUCAGAAUCUACAGUUGGCUGCUGCCGCAGCGGCCAACGGUAACAGUUUCACUGCUCAAAUUCAAAUGCCAAAUGGUCUAAGUGCCAGUGGGGCACCCACACUUCUCUCUCAGUUGCCGGCAAGUACUGGAACCGCUCAGUUUCAACAAAAUUCGGCCCAGGGACUUAUAAAUCUGAACCAACUAAGCAAUGCCAAUAUACAUUUGAACCAACUAAGUAAUGCUGGAGCAACUACCUUUCAAACACCAGCGGCCCCGCCUUCCACAAAUAAUGCAGGGGGACAACUAACUACUCAAAACUCGGCAGGAAAUAGUAAUUCAAAUCAAACAAACACAAAUGAUCUCUACACCACUAGCUUAACGCAAUCUUCACCGGCCCAUGUACCAGUUUCAGUGACCCCGGAACCCUUAAAUCGGCAGCCGACACCAGUGUUACAGAAUAUGCAGUCAACAGCAAGUCACCAACAACAACAACAGCAGCAGCACCAUCAACAAUCUGUGGGUGGCAAUGGCCAAAUUCAUUUGCAGUUCAAUGCGGCUGCCACAAUUCAAAUGCAACAGCAACAACAGCAGCAGCAACAGCAACAAAUUCAACAACUACAGCAGCAAAUACAACAAACGCAAAAUCAAGUUCAGCAGGCGCAACAGCAAGCUCAGGCUCUACAGCAACAACACCAAGUGCAACAACAGCAACAACAGCAGCAACAACAGCAACCUGAAACAAAAAAGAAAGCUAAACCAAGAAGAAGAAAGGCCCCGGCAACAUCGGCCGCGGCAAAUGCCAACUCAGUCGUUGCGGCCAGUUCCGCAGCACCCGCCAAUGCAAAACCUUUAACUACCACCGCUAAUAAAACAUUGAAUACCGCCACCUCGACUACAUCGGUGCUGGUGCCUGCCAUCAGCACCAGCAACACAACUACAAAAAUUGUUCCUAUGCUAAGCCAACAACAUUCGGGUAACUUAACCACCGUUCAAACAACAGUUCAACAGCAACAAUUUCAACAAAACAUAAUCGAAAAUAAACAACCACAACAACAGCAGCAACAACAAAGGCCAAAAUCGCCUUCUCCGCCACCGCAAAUACAAAGAGCUAGUAAUGGCAAACUAGAUUUGGGCAAUGUUAUGAAACUCUGUGGCAUCACAGAGGAUGAUGAUGAGGACUUUAUGGAUACCACACCCAUGGAAGAACCGAUGCCAUCAACAAAUCAGAUGACGAAUCCGUCAACAGAUUAUACAAUAUCAAUACCACAACCAAAUGGUAGUGGUGGAAAUGCCGCUCCAUCAUAUACUUUAUCUAUACCUGGGGUAACAUCAUGCCAAGAUCAGAUGGAUCAUUCGGGGGCAGAAACAGCUGCAGCAAAUAUUGUUAUCAAAAUUGAUCCUUCUGCAGAUUUAUUGGGUUCAUCCGCAGCCACAACAGCUGGGCCACAAGGACACCCAUAUUCCAUUACUAUACCCCGAUUGCCGUCCCAGGAGGAGAUACAGAAACAGGCUCAACAGCAUUUGCAACAGGUUCAAAAUGAGGCACAGCAAAUUAAAACUUCCAUGUCCGCAGCAUCAGGGGGACCAACAGCAAACAUUACUUUUACAAUCCCAUUAACAACGGCAGGAUCCAGUAGUUUAGCAAUGAGUUCUUCCGCGGCUCCCCCUACGAUAACAACUUCCGUGGCAGCAGUUUCUACAUCGGCUACAUCAACAACGAAUUCAACUACCACGACAGCUACUGUAAAACCUCGCCGCAAACCAGCGGCAAAGCGAAAUACUAAAAAGUCAGAUAAUGCCGCUAGCACGGCAGCAACUGUUGCGGUAAAUAAUUCCACUGUAACGGCCUCAUCGUCCAUAACGAAUUCCUUUAAUACUUUGCCAACUAGCAAUUCCUCAAUGGUAACAUUGCCUAGCAGUCAGAACUCUAAUCUACCUUCGCUUAAUAUUACAACAAGUUCAAUAUCCACACCCCUGCCUACGCCAUCGUUGGUACCCAGCCAAAUUGGAAAUAUACAAAUUUCACAAAUUGAUAAUCGUCUAGCAGGACAACAAGGUGCUGCCACCAUGGUUUCUACAACUCCUAUUGGUUCUUUGGUUGAAAAUAAAAUACAAAUUAUGCCUAUUUUAGAUAAGUCGGCUACCAACCAUCAACCACAACAAACGCAAAUUGUUUUCCAACCUCCGAGCUUAACCCAAAACCAUCCGAGUUUGGGCAACACAAACCUCCCCAAUACUCUCACAACGAAUCUAAAUGAGCAACAGCAACAGCCAAGACAAAUGCAGUUGGUUUCAUUGCCUCAAUUAUCGAAUUCUUCGGUGGCUUCGAAUUCUUCAUCGGUUAAUCUGAACAUGCAGGCACAACCUACAUUAGCAGUAGGUCAGCCCUCAUUUAAUGCAACAUUGAAUCCUCAGAAUUCGACAACGACACCAACAAAUGUCUUGGUCACCUCGCAGACACCAAUGCCACAGCAACAAAAUCAACAGCAAACCGCUCCGCCAUCAAAUCCUGCCCUACCAGGUCUUACAGGAAAUGUUUCGAUAUCUGUGGGUACACCAAACACUAUUGCUUCUUUAAUACCUCAAUUAACAGGAAGUCUGACAUUGGCAGUUUCCGAACAAUGUGAACGUUUGAUAUUACGACAUGAUCCCAAUAAACCCCAAGAUCAACAAUCACAGCUAAUAUUGCAGGCCUUGCUUAAGGGGGCAUUACCAAACGUCACCAUUAUCAAUGAGCCCCUCAAACAGAUGGAGCAGCCUCAGCAGCAACAUCGUCAAAUAGCAACAAACGUCAUACAACAGCAGCAACCUGCUCCUACGGUAGUAUCUACCGGCCCACCCAGCGGAAAUGUUAAGGGUUCGAAAAAGAAACAACAACAGCAGCAAAAUGUUGCUUCCGAGGCAUCCAAAGCAACAGGCGGUGGUAUUUCUAAAGCUCAAGAGCCACCUACAAAUUCAACGACUACAGUACAACCUCAAUUAAAUAUGAAUGUACAAACAAACGUUAAUAGUAAUCCUGCCCCCGUUCCUCAGCAAGAAAACAUCUAUUUAUCAUUGCCCAAAGUUGAUCCUGCCACACAUCAGUUAUUCUGCUUAAACAGUUUAACUAAUCAGAUUACACCGAUUGAAGCAAAUCAAACUACAGCCUCCAUUGGACCUACCGAACGUAUACUUAUUGCUCCGUCUGGCAUUAAUGCGCAACAACUGGCCCAAUGUCUGCAACAGGGACAAAUACAUUUCAACGACGCCAAUCCACUACCAGCAUCAUCACAAAUACCCCAAACGAAUCCUGCCCCACCUAGUUUACCAAAUUCUUCCAUCACCUUACCAGUGCAUCCCAUGAAUAAUGCGGGAUCAAUUCUAAGCAAUUCUAAUGCAACCUCUCUACCACAACAGGCACCAAAGCAACAGAUAGUUUAUCCUAUGACGUCAAUAUCGACCACCUGUUCCACAGCCCAGUCCUCUUCAUCCACUAGUACCACCACCACAAUAACCACCACCACUACCACUACAAAGCAAGUGGCAAAUGUUGCUCCUAUCAUAGAUCAAUCGAAAGCAGCUAAGCAAGAUAAUAAAUUAGCGCAGGGAAAUUCAUCGACAACCACCACUACCACAACUACGACUUCUACCGGUGCUGUACCUAAAAAGAAACCAGUAAGAAAGCCCAAGGCUUCUACGACAACAGCAGCCGAUGUUGCCCUAAUGAAAAAUGCCUCAGUGGUGAAACCGUUGCCAAAGUUAGAUCCCUUAUCACAGAAACCGCACAAUAACCCCGUACAAAUAGUGCAGCCAAAUACGGCCAGUGGCAAGCCAGUUGUGUCUACUUCUACGACCAGUACCACAACGUCCACAUCAAAUGUGGUUAGCAUACAGCCCUUUCAGACGCAAAUCUCAACGGGUACAAAACUGGUGGGGAUUACAGCUCCAAUGCAACAACAACCUCAGCCACAGCAGCAGUUACAACCAACAAGAACAAUAACAACAGGAGGAGCUCCAUCCCUGUCUCAGCAAAAUAAUAACUUCUCCAUAAAUUUUUCAUUGGCAUCCAUAGCAACGUCUUCUUCUAGUCAAUUAACAUCUGGAGUCAAUACAUAUGCCACCGCAACUCAUUCGGCCGGUAAUACCAUUAACACCCCCAGCUUAACGUCCAGUGGCAUGCAGAUGUCCCUUCCGACAAUACAACCAAUAGUAUCGACGGGCCAAAAUUUGCAACAGCAACAACAGCAGCAGCAACCUCAACAUACGGUUUCACGGGUCCAAACAAUACAACUAACCCAACAACAAGAACAAAUGCUGCGUCAAGUUCAAAUGCAAAUCCAAUAUUUGACCGUUAAAAUGCAACACAAAAAUUUAAUCUCCUCUAUGCCGUUGCCGGCCGAUUUGGAUCCAAGUGUUGUGGCAGCGUUCAAUAAGCCAAUGACUGAUAUAGAAAUCAAUCAGUCAUUACAGAGGCUAUUUAUGGAACAGCAUCGAAUACUGUCCUCAGGCAAAGAGAUCUCCACUUCAGAUCAAUUUAUAACAAAUUCUGUACCACCGAACUCCAAUCUGGGAACAUUUAAUUUAAUGUCAAACACAAACCCGCCACAAUCAACAAAUAACGAUAAUAAGGCUGCUUUAAGUGGAGGAAGCAUACCUGCCAAUGUAGUGCAACCAAACAACCAUUCGACUAAUACAAGUGGUGUGGGAGGAUCAAUAACUACCACACCGACUUUAAUAUCACAAGCGGGAAAUAUGCAACAACAGCAACAAACGCAGAAGAUACACAUAUAUCCAAUACAACAUCAGCAGCAUCAACAACAACCACAGCAACCAACUCAUGGGAGCAGCAAAAACGCAAAAGCGCCAAAACAACAGCAACAGUCAUCAGUUGUUCUAAACAGUAAUUCAAAAUCAAACAGCAGUACAACAGUAACAAGUACCUCCACCACAGUCGCUCCAGGACCUUUAUUAAGCCACAAUAAUAAAUCAAAGCAACAACAACACUCUUCUACUGGAUCCACUCUAUCGACAGCAACAACCUCCAAUACAACUACCUCGAUUGCAACGAACAGUAGCGGGAAUUCGAGCUUAAGUUCCAUUCCAGGAGGUGCUGCAAUCCUACAACCAUCUGGCAAUCUAACCAGCUCUAUAUUAAGUAGUCCUCAAUUGCCACAGUUAUCAUCGUUAUCGUCCAAUUCCAGCUUGCCCACCCUGCCCUUUGCAUCGCUGCCCCAGCCCCAUAUGAUUAAUAUCACAAAUAUGCCGGCUGUAUUGCAGCAAAAACAUUUUACACAACACUUACAAAUGCAACAACAACAAUUGCUGCAACAGCAAAAAAUACAAAUUGCCAAGGCGAAUACAACAUCACCAGCCUUUGCCAGCUUUCAAAAUACCAACACAUCGGGAAGCUUGUCAACACAUGUGGCGGGUGGAGGCCCACCACCUCUUAUUUUUCCCUGUAGUUCCACAGUUAGCUCAACAAUGACCACAACAAUUACACCACAAUUAACCCCGUUGUCGCAGCAACAUCAAUUCUCAACAUCACCUUCCUUGGCCACGAAUGCAUUUACCAUAAACAGCUUAAGUGGCAUAGGAACGGCGGGGAUAACAAAUCAAAAAUCAUUUAUUCUAGCGACAUCAAUGGGAACUCCCUCAUUGGUGCCAACAGCGACUUUAUCAGCGCCCAUUGUUUCAGCUACUACUUCAACCACAAAUGUUGGUGCUACGGCUCCUACCUUUGUUAUUAAUAAUCAUCAACAACAACAGCAAUCUGCGAUUACAUCCAGUGCUACUAACAGCUGUAAUACUGCGAAUACAACGGUGACUGCCAGUAAUAUGCCAACAUCCAUGGCCAUAACAAUGUCUAUGUCCAUGUCUUCGAUGACGUCGACAUCAGCAACAUUGUCUUUGCCUCAAUUGGUUAUGACAAGUGGUGCUGCGACAAGCGUGCCGCCUCUAGUUGCAGCCUCUACUACCACAGCAGUAGCAACAUCACCAUCAUCAUCCAUGUCCUGCUUGCAUCCUGUUGCUACCAUACAACCUGCCUCCGGUUCUACAACAAUUACAGCGACAUCCGUUGUCUCAACUUUGGCGAACAACAAUAACAUGAUGGUUGCUCCAACAAAUUCAAUCAUAAACGGUGGUCUAAACAUUGUUGGUAAUCCCAUUAGUCAAAUUGCAACAUUUAUUAAGACCGAGGAUAAGGUCCCAUCAAAAGCAAAACUUGCUCGUCUCUCCUUAUUCUUACAACAGCUAGAAGUUGAUCAACAAAAUUGUUCGAAACCUGAUUACAAAAAUCCAUUCCAAAAUAAAGAGGAAGCGGUAAAACGUUUGAUAAGGUAUCAUUGCAUGUAUCAGAACGAUGAAGACAUACCAAGUGAAGAAGAGGAGGAAUUUGAGAAGACAGCAAUACGUUUUCAAGACAAAUUUCGAAAACUUUCUGGCAAAUUCCAGCAAAUUAUAUUGCAAGAGUCAAUGUUACAACAUCGUACCUCAGAAAUAUGCCAAAUGGAAAAGCUCUUAAUCGAAGAUUUACGCCAAGAAAUUGCCGAUUCCAAGAAAUUGGAACAGGAUUUGCUCAAAUAUGAACAUGAAUGCCAACAACAACAGCAGCAAGGGCCCCAACAAUUUGAUAUUAAGGGGGGCUCACUGUUUGAUAAACUUAAAAAUGAAAUUAAAACCGAAACUCAAGAUUCGAAACCAAAUCUAAUGGAUAUCCCGAUGAAUAACGAUAGCAAUUCGAACUUCUGUACAAAUAUGCAAAAUACAUCAUCAUUGGAUUCCAUCAAGAAUGAAAUAAAAACAGAAUCUAUGGGAAAUUCUUCAAUGGCUGGUGGUAAAAGUUGUAAUAGCUCUAUCGACUCAUUUGAUUUGCUGAAACAAAGUCCUAUAAAUAACAACAUGGGUAGUUCAAAAUCAAAAAGUAAUGAAAUUAAAGAGCCAAAGAAGGAGGAAUGUUCCAACCAAUGGAGUGAUGUUUCACCUACAUAUGUGGAUUCCAAGAAUUCUAAUUCAUUUUACAAUCAACAACAUCAGCAACAUGCUCAGCAAAAAAUGCCUAGUAAUCUGUUCAAUGGUGACAUGAAGAAAGUAAUGUCUGCAACAACACCGUGUUCUGUCCUGAACAAUGAGGAGACAAAUGAUAGCUUCGAAAAUUUCGAUAUUGAAUCUGAGAUAACGCCCUCAUUUAUAAUGAAAAAAGUGGAACAUAAGGAGGAGCCGCAAUCAAACGUUAAUGUGACUACCUCAGCUUUAACGGGUUCCACUAGCACUGCUACCACCACUAUUACAUCUUCCGCCAAUACUGUCACCAUACCAUCAGUAAACACUUCAGUAUCUAGUAAGGCUAAAACCAAAGUCAAUAAAAUUAAUCAUGCUGUCGAUAAUACGCAGCCGACCAAUUCAUUACAAACAUCCUCCCAAGCAACUGCACAUCAUCAGCAGCAGCAGCAACAACAACAGCAGCAGCAGUCAAUUCAGGAUACGUCAUCUAACCUCAACGCACAGAGUAUUCUGUCCAACAAUUUUGAUUUCUCUCAACAUUUGCAGACCAAUCAUACAGCGAAUAAGCAACAACAAGAUGAUGAUUGGUUGUGUAUACAAAAGGAAUUGAAUUUAAUUAAUACCACCUCCAGCACUAAUGAUAACGUUAAUAACGAACCAAAACGUAAUAACGACAACAAUCAUAACAAAACACUAGGUUUUCUUGGCCAUGAAUCUUCAGAAGGUAUCUUCCAACAACAACAACAACGGCAGACACAAGUCUCCAACGAUACCACAACAAACUGUAAUGUUCCAUCUGUACUAGCCAGUGCAAAUAAUACCACCAGCGCACCUACUGCUAGUAGUUGCAGCCAACAACCACAACAAGCUCCCGAGCUCUCCCUCAACCAUGCGGAAGAAAGCCAUCAAGCUGAUUUGAAUGAAUUCUUUAGUGGUUCCGAAGAUAGUGAAGUUCACAAAGCCGUUGAAACUCGUUUGGAAUCUAUGUUUGGGGAAUCGCCCGUUCACUUGUCUGGAUCCAAAGAUCAUGUCGACUCUCCAUACAAUUUGGAAAUUAUGGGUUAUGGUGAAUCUGGGAAAUCAUCUACGACCAAACUGUUUGGCAAUUCUCCCGUGCAUUUAGGAGCUUCAAGUGGUCCAAAGGAUCGCAUUGAUUCACCUUAUAUGUCUAUGUUAUUUGGUGAAGCUGCUAAAUCUCCAGCGGCCAGCAGUGCAAAUUGUAAUACCGUAACAAAAGGAACUGACAAAACAAAUUGGGAUUCCGAUUUUACGGAUAAUUCGUUUUUAUCUACGGGACAAAAUGUUGGUUCUAGUUUUGCAAGUAAUGCUACCAAUAGCAUGACGCAUCACAUACAAUUGGGCUCAGCCAAUAAUCCUCGGUGGAUGCAAAAUAUGGAAGCACAAUUUCCCGUUUUUCCCAACACAAACAGUUCUACUAUGGGUGAUUGUUUGGGUAAUAGAAAGCGACAAUGGAAUGGUCAUAUGGUUGAUGAUACACAUACACCUCUCCAACAACAACAGCAUGGUGAAAAUAGUCCCCAAAAGAAGAUUUGCGGUAGUAUCACCGAUUCAUCUACCUCAGCCCAUUCUCCAUUAAACAUACAUCAGCAGCAACAGCAGUCAUCCCAACAGCAGCAACAGCAACAUCAUCAUAAUUUGGUGCCAAAUGAUACGGCGCAUGCCCAAGAUUUAAUGGAUGCUGCCUUAUUAUCUCUGCAUGAUGGUUUGGGGGUUGAUAAUGCAACUCCCAGUUCCCAAACCAAUGGUUAUAACCACCAUAUGAUCAUGAAUCCUACAGGCUUUGAUAGCUUUAAUCAAAUGGAUGCUCAGCAGCAACAAAAUUUACAGCAGAAUCACUUUAUGAAUGUCAAUCAAACGCAACAGCAGCAGCAAAUGAUGUUGAAUCAUCACAACAACACUGGACAUCAUGAUCAUAGCCAUCACCAGCAUCAAAAUUCUCCACCCCCAACAACAGGAGGAGGCGGAGAAUUUGAUGAUGAUAUCACCAGACAUGUUCAAAAUGCCAUAGAUAGCAUAUUAAAUUUGCAAAACUCCGAAGCAGAUUCCUUGUCGUUCUCACUUGAUCAUACUAUGGGUGUGCUCUUGGGUAAUUCCAUGAUGCAAGAUCAACAAAGUGCCAAUAAUACAGGUCAUGAUUCCACCAAGCGCCAACAAUUGGUUGAUGAAUUGGGUGAUUGUAUUAUGGGAAGUGGUGCUGGUGGCGGCAAUUCUUCUACCGAUGCAUCCAAUCUCACCGAAAGUCACUUACUAAUGGAUCAUAAUCCACAUACGCAUCACCCGCAGUUAAUGCAACAACAGCAACAACACGUUUUGGGUGGAGCUGGAAAUCACCAACAACAUUCACAUCAUCAACCCUUGGUUUCAGCCACAGCUGGCAAUAAUCCAAGUCAACAGCAACAGGCACAAUUAAAUGAUUUCAAUUGUGUGGUCAGCGGUAAUAGCAAUGUAAGUUCGUGACAGCAACAAACUUCGGCAGCUUCAGUAAGAGCUUUAUCUAGUAAUAGUAGUACACCUAUUCAGAAUCAACAAAUUCAAUCCAAUCACAUUAGUAUUCACCAAAAUAAUGUUCAGCAACUUCAGCCACAUCACGUUAGCGGUGGUGGCAGCGGCGUUAGCAGCAUCAUUGCUCAUUCUUUAGCCAACAACAAUAGUUUACAUCCAACAACAAAUGGCCAUGGUAACAAUAGUUUAAUUUUAGAAUUUAAUACAUCAGCAUUAUGAGAUCUUUUACAUUUUAUACCGCCAUUAGCAGUUUAGUUUCGCUCGCUCUGAAUUUAUUUUCACCCUUAAUUUUGUGGGAGCACGUGCAUGCGAAUUAUAUAAGGUAAAUACAUUCAGGUAUUUUAUGCAUAUGUGACGUUUUCAAGAAAAUACAUAAGGACACAUGAAAAUAUUGAAUUGUGUUUCCUCUUAUACCGACCUAUCGAAUCAUCGCCCUGUAUGAAUGUUUGAGUCCACUAUGUUAAUAAAAUGUCAUGUACUUAUUUGUAAAUUUAAAUUCAUUUAAUUGAUUCGUACUUUUUUAAGAUUUAAGCAGUUAGCGUUGUUUGCUUUUAUCAAAAUUAUCGCCCUAAAAGGAAAUUCGUGCAAAUUUAGAUUGUUCUUGUUUUAUUACGUGCAUCCGAAGACUCUUUAUUUUUCUAUUUUGACAGUGACUAAAUGAUUUAAAAUGGGUUUUUACCGAAAAAAUAUGUUUUUCUUUUCCAAAUGUUUGUGGUUAAAUAUAGGUUCUUUUAAAUUAUUCUCAUAAACUCUAAGAUAUUUCAUAUUCUUUGCAUGUCCCAAGUCUCUGAAAGUAGUGUUUAUAUUGAGAUUUGGGUCAGUUCUAAGGAUACAAAGUAUUAUAAAAUUGAAACAUAUUUCUCAAUAUUAAAGUGGGAAAAAGACGUUUGAAAUUUACAACAUUUCAUUUUUAUUUCAAGGAUAUUCCUCGAGUUUUUUAAUGGAAUCUUGUAAACUUCAAAUCAAAAAAUCCAUUCUCUAAAGAUUUUUAAAUAUUUGAAUUCAAUUAAAAUUCAAACGAACAAUUAAGAAAUAUUGAAAGAAAUUGUUAAAAUUGUAAUAUUUUUUUAUUAUCUUUAAAGUCUGUGUCUUUCUUUACUGUAGUUCUUUAUUUCUUCUGAAUUUAAUGAAACGUGUUGGCUCAAAUUAAUUGUAUAUCCUGACUAUACUUUAAAAAACCAAACCAAAUUUUAUUUCGGAAAGAAAAACUCUCUUAAAUUCACAGUAUCUUUCAUACGGAUUUAACGAUGAAAACAAUUACGUCUUUAGAAUACUUUCUGGGCAUUUUGAAAUAUGAAGCCAUUUCUAAGAACAAAUAUGACUUUUAAAUUCAAAAUAAUGUAAGCUUGACAUUUUCCGAAAUUAACUGCAAAAUUAUGUCAAAAGCAUAGAAAUUUAUUGAGCAUGCUUUAAUUGCUUAAAUCUUGAAAUACGGGCUUAUUUGUAUCUUGCAUGUGCAGAAACUUGCCAUUUCCAUUUCGGCUGAGUAUCAAUCAAGUUAUAUAUGUAAACAUGACAUUUUCCCAAUUUUGUCAAUGAGAAUGUUAUUGACUCCAAAACCGAAGGCGACACAUACUGAAUAUUUCACAUCAUUGCUACCCUACCUAUGGCACGCAUUUAAUUUCUAUAUUUACAAACCGUACAUAUAUUAUUUAUAUAUGUUUGAUUUGUUAGAUCAAUUAAAAUAUAACAAAAACAAAGUAAACUACCUUAAUUUUUAGUUUUCAUCUUAAUAACAACAACAAAACCACAACUAUAUUUAAGACAAAUAUUAAGUAAACGAAAUUAACAAAAUCUUGUGUUGUAUAUAAUUUAGCAUAAUUGUGUUUUUUUUUUUAAUGUUUAAGAUCAACAUUCUUUAGAAAUCUAAAUUAAUUGAUACAAUUUAGUUUAGUUUAAAUUUUUAUUUAAAAAAAAAACGUUUGUUUAAUUUAUUAAAACAAAAUAAGUAUAAUAUAAAAAAACAAAACAAAUAAGCAAAUCAACGACACCAUAGAAAAUACAACAGUAUUGUACAACAACAAGAAACAAAAGAAAGAAACAAUUAAAUCAAUAAAAGACAAAUUUGUUAAAAAAAAAAAAAAAAAAAACUAAAAUAAAACCACGACUUUAAAUCGAAAUUAAAGAAGAGUAUAUGAUUUCAAACAGCUUAAACUUUCGAUUGUCACAACAUUAAUUAGGUUUGUGAAUUGUGUUUAAUUUAAUUAAAGAAAAUGAGUAACAAAAUACCUUUAACUAUUAAUAGUAUAAAUUAUAGUAAAUUGUAACAGAAGAAAAGAAAACAACAGCGAACCAACUGGUUUUGUUUAGAACAUAUAAUAAUUGUGAAAACAAAAUUUAAAUAAAGCAAUUCUUUUUAGGCAACAAAAGCUAUAAAAACAAACUUCCACUCCAAUUGGUGUUCUUUGUUUUAUAAAACAAAUUAUUAUUUUAAUUUUUGCUUUGUUUUAUUUUUAGAAGAAAUUUCUCUUAUCCCCGCCAAUAUAUUCCUUCCCAUAUUUCUCGAUUAAUUAUUAGAAAGAAAUUUUGUGUAUUUUCUUCAAUUAUGGCCGUACAUUAAUAAAAUUAUUUUUGUAUAUAUUUAUUAUUUUUAAUUUGGACUGUGUUUUUUCGAAAACUUUUAUAAAUAAAUUGUUUUAUAUUUAAAUUGAAAUUUAAAA
This is a messenger RNA of Musca domestica (house fly), 15814 nucleotides long. RefSeq names its product mucin-5AC (gene Bicra). The transcript has 7 exons. The coding region runs from base 1761 to 13109 and encodes 3782 amino acids. Gene Ontology annotation, cellular component: SWI/SNF complex. The record is from RefSeq and is a predicted model, not a curated record. Gene Ontology annotation, biological process: positive regulation of DNA-templated transcription. NCBI's taxonomy places the organism in Eukaryota, Metazoa, Arthropoda, Insecta, Diptera, Muscidae.